This is a messenger RNA of Kuraishia capsulata CBS 1993, 306 nucleotides long. RefSeq lists its product as uncharacterized. The record is from RefSeq and is a predicted model, not a curated record. NCBI's taxonomy places the organism in Eukaryota, Fungi, Ascomycota, Pichiomycetes, Pichiales, Pichiaceae. The transcript has a single exon. The coding region runs from base 1 to 306 and encodes 101 amino acids.
AUGCCGAAUUCAAGGUGGAGGAUUUUUUUCUUGGACCACCAUUGGUUUGACGUAAGUUCUUUAGGUUGGAAAAAUUCAGUCUCUCAUAACUGCCAUUCCAGCUUUCUCUCUAGUACAAAUAGACCUCAGCCUCUACUAUUGUCCAAUGCCAUAGUUAGCCAGUACAGGGCACAUCCUCCGCCUAACGCGACUACCCCAGUAACUUCCAUGGGGCUUAUUCAUGAAAAUAAACAUUUUCCAGAAAAGUCAACCCCCUCAAUCAAUUCAAAGCUAAGUUUUUCAAUUCUAGUCUUUUUCAUUCAGUAA